This is a messenger RNA of [Torrubiella] hemipterigena, 489 nucleotides long. The record is from the annotation of a GenBank genome assembly. NCBI's taxonomy places the organism in Eukaryota, Fungi, Ascomycota, Sordariomycetes, Hypocreales, Clavicipitaceae.
AUGGCCAACGCGAUAGUUAUCCGCCAGGCCACAGCCCAAGAUGCGGUUUCAAUCGGCAACUUAUACGUCGCCUCGCGCGCGGAUGCGCUUCCCACGCUCAAACAAGUGCACACAGAGCAGCAAGUACGCAACUGGAUCGUCAGCCUCUUCCAAAAGGAUGACAACGACAAAUACACCAGCGACUUGUACGUGGCCGAGACAGAUGGCAAAAUUGUCGGCUUUCUGAGAGUUCAAGACACCGAUCUUGACCAGCUGUACUUGCUACCCGGAUACUACCGCAUGGGCAUCGGAUCGAGGUUGCUGAACAAGGCUAAGGAGCUGUCACCCGAGAAGCUGACACUCUACACGUUCCAGGUGAAUGUACGAGCACGGGCAUUUUACGAGGGACACGGGUUCACGGUGGUAGAUUUCAAUGACGGAUCGCGCAACGAAGAGAACGAGCCGGAUAUCCUAUACCAGUGGGUUGCGUCUAACAAGCAGGCAUCAUGA